AUGGUAAUCGCCGGCAGCGUCACUGUCGAGGGGCACGCCUCUGCCAACGCCACCAUCGCCAUCAGCAGAUACGGCCUCGAGAUCACGGGUGGAGUGGCCGAUGUGGUGCUAGACGGCGAUAUCGUCCUGAAAAGCUCUUCGUUCGAGAUCUUCGUCGGGCGCGAGGAUGUCACACCCUUGGCGGAGCCGGGCACGUCGUUCCGGUUUGCCAUUCAGGGCGCCGUCAGCGUGGCCGGCUCGGACAUCACGGCGAGCAUGUUUCUCGACAGGGACGACAGCGGAAAUUUUCUGUGGACCGUCGUGGCCGGCUUUAAAGGCGGCUUUAAGUUGACCACCAUGGCGUCGGAGCUCGCGGAACGUUCCUGGAUCUAUCACUCGGUGACGGGGUUGACGCUCGCUACCGUGUGCUCGGCCACUUCGUCGUCAUUCGAGCUAGCCGUUCGGCUCGCAACCUCCCGUCAGAUGUCGAUGAAGAGCGGCACCGUCUUUUCAGGACCAAAGCCCGGCACUCCGGCCCGCCUGGAUGGCAUCGAUAGCGGCAUCGAAUCUGCCCAGAAGGCAGUACACGACGCCCAGACGCAAGUCGAUACCGCCGAAGCAGCAUACGAAGCCAAACUAAGCGCAGCAACGAACGCGCUGAGCGUUGAAAUGGGUGACGCCAGGGAGAUCAAAAUGCUGCUUGAUAAAACCGCAACCGAGGCCCAGGAGGCACUUGACGCUUUCGUCCCCACUGCUCAGGAGAACCUCCAAGCAGCCAGAGACGUGAGUGUCCAGAAGAUUCAGGAGGCGCAGCAGGCGGUCCAGGAUGCGCAGGCCACGGCGGGUCGCGAUAUCGACAGCCAUCUGCAGCAUUUGAAAAAGGCUAAAGAUGAUAUGAACAAGCAGUUUGAAGAUGCUAUCUCCAAUGUGCAGAGCGCCCAACGUGGUGUGGAUUCACUGCAGGGGCAGGUCAACGAUGCGCAGCGUUCGCUGGAUGACGCGCAGCAGGCUCUGGAUAAUGCAUCGUGGUGGGAGAAGAUCCCCAAGCUUUCUGCCCCACACCCCACCACGUCGACUUCGGACGCACUCCACUACGCCAUUGUGCCCGGCAAAAUGCCAAAGCCUCUACAGCACGAAGAUAGAAUCCAAUUAGCACUCGAGGCCUUACGUUCAGGCCAAAUCAAAAUCAUUCGCAAGGCUGCGGAUGCGUUUGGUGUACCGAAGUCCACUCUCCACAGACGCGUCAAGGGGGGCGGUACGCGUCAAGAAGCUCAAGUCAAGAACCGAAAGCUACGCCCAACUGAAGAAGCAGCCUUGAUUCAAUGGAUCGAGUCAUUGGACGACCGUGGGAUGUCGCCGACGAUCGGUUAUAUCCGACAGAUGGCUGACCUUCUUCUCCGCGAGCGUGGAGGCUUCACUCUACUCGACGCGUCUCUUACAUCCACCCCGGUCCCGGCAAUGACUGUCGGUGAGAACUGGGUCCAGCGGCUUCUUCAUCGGCAUCCCCAUCUGGAGACGAAGUAUUCUAGAAAGUACGACUAUCAACGGGCCUUAUGCGAGGAUCCAGAGAAGAUUUCAGCGUGGUUUGCACGAGUGCAAAGGACCAUCAACGAAUACGGUGUUCUUGACAGCGACAUCUACAACUUUGACGAGACUGGUUUCCAGAUGGGUGUUGCAAGCACGUCUAAAGUGGUCACUCGAUCUGACCGACGGAAUCGACCUGUUGUUAUCCAGCCGGGAAAUCGAGAGUGGACAACUGUCAUCGAGUGCAUUAACGCAUCCGGCUGGAGUGUUGACCCGAUGAUUAUCUUUGAAGGAAAAGUCCACAUUUCGUCGUGGUACGACGGCUCAGUGCUGCCAAAGACAUGGCGGAUUGGAGUCAGCGAUAACGGCUGGACAACCGAUGAGCUUACCUUCGAGUGGCUUCGAGAAGUCUUCGAGCCACAACUCGAAAACGGACUGUUGGUCGAUAUCGGCUUCUCAUUCUCGAUGGUCAUGGAAGCCAUUCGACGCCUGCAUUCGACAAAUUCUGUACUGAGCAUCGGAUCCUUACAGAGUGUAUGCCUCCGCACUCGUCGUACUACCUCCAGCCCCUUGACGUUAGCUGUUUCGCUGUGCUUAAGCGGACGUACGGCGACCUUGUCAAAGCGAAGAUAG
Chaetomium globosum CBS 148.51 is the source of this 2136-nucleotide messenger RNA. RefSeq lists its product as uncharacterized. Lineage: Eukaryota; Fungi; Ascomycota; Sordariomycetes; Sordariales; Chaetomiaceae. Gene Ontology annotation, cellular component: nucleus. Gene Ontology annotation, molecular function: DNA binding. The transcript is spliced from 4 exons. The coding region runs from base 1 to 2136 and encodes 711 amino acids. The record is from RefSeq and is a predicted model, not a curated record.